Molecule: messenger RNA, 1650 nt
Organism: Glossina fuscipes
Lineage: Eukaryota; Metazoa; Arthropoda; Insecta; Diptera; Glossinidae
Gene: Hacd2
Product: very-long-chain (3R)-3-hydroxyacyl-CoA dehydratase 3
Exons: 5
Coding region: 172-1374 (400 amino acids)
Biological process (GO): fatty acid elongation; sphingolipid biosynthetic process; very long-chain fatty acid biosynthetic process
Cellular component (GO): endoplasmic reticulum membrane
Molecular function (GO): 3-hydroxyacyl-CoA dehydratase activity
Source: RefSeq, a predicted model, not a curated record
AGAAUAUAUUUCAUAAACGAGUUCCUAUUAUAUUUACGCAACAAUAAACGAAAUUUUGGCAACACUGCUGUGCGUAAAACAGGCGAUCUGAUUAAAAAGCAUUAAUUUCAGUUCAGCAGAAUUAAUUUACUUAACUUGCUCUUAAAAAUGAUUUAAGUAUUCAGUAAAAGAAUGCCGGACUUGAAAAAUAAAAUAAGUAUGACGCUAAAAGAUCAACCACAACAAAAAUUGGAAAUAAUGCAGGCAAACUACUCAAAUUCUAAAAGCAUUCUCCAACAGCUGAGUCCAUUUGUUUAUUGGGCCCAAACGGAAAAACAAAUUACUUUAAAAAUUGAACUAAAGGACGCUAAAGGCCUACAUAUAGAGUUUACGUCUAACGCUUUGAAUUUCAAAGCUAAAGGAUAUGGAGCAAGAGGCUUGAACGAGUAUCAAUUUUACAUAGAAUUCUAUGCUUUAAUUAAUAGUGAGGAAAGCUAUUUCCGGGUUAUCGACAGUAAAAUUGAAUGUAUUAUCAAAAAAAGUGAAAAAAGUUGGUGGCCUCGACUAGUAGCUACUCCUCAAAAACCUCAUUGGCUAAAAAUCGAUUUUGAUAGAUGGCAUAUCGAAGAUGAUAGGUUGGAUGAAAAGCCACGUGACAUUCGUCAAGAUUACUACAGAGAAUAUGAACGUUUGCAAAAGGAAGAAAUUGGCUAUAUAAAAGAAAGUACAAAAACUGUUUAUAUGGUAUUCUACAAUUUCGCGCAGUUUAUUGGUUAUCUAUAUAUAUUGUGCGUAAUAUGUAUUCUAUAUUAUCGUGAUGGUCCUGACGUCAUAUCUAAAACUUAUGAAUACGUUGGAAAUGCCAUGAAAUUUGUGCAAUUACUACAAUUCUUAGAAGUUCUCCACCCAAUAUUUGGCUAUACUAAGGGAAGUCCACUUAUACCCCUGGCGCAAGUAAUGGGACGAAACUUUGUACUUUUCCUCAUGAUUGAAUGGGAAGAACGUAUGCAAACAAAACCAGUAGUAUUUUACCUCUUUAUCAUCUGGUCUCUAGUGGAAGUAAUUCGUUAUCCAUACUAUCUUACGGCAAUUGCCAAGAUGCCGCUAGCUUUCUUGACUUGGAUGCGAUACACUAUUUGGAUCCCACUGUAUCCAAUGGGCAUUCUUUGCGAAGGCAUUAUCAUACUGCGGAACAUACCAUAUUUUGAAGAAACAAAGCGGUUUUCUGUAGAAAUGCCUAAUCAAUUUAAUUUCGCAUUUGAUAUGCCCACGUUUCUAAAGAUAUAUUUACUUGGUUUCUUAUUGCCCGGAUCUUACAUGUUAGUGACUCAUAUGGCCAAAAGCAGAGCUAUGAAAUUAGGAAAGAAACGUUUUAUUCGCGCAGCUAACGAUUAGAACGAAUUUAAUUUUUACUUUGAAAGUUCAGAAAAAAUUGACCUUUUUUUAAAUUACAUUUAAGGCGAAAAAUUAAACGAAAAUUUUCUCAGUAAAUCCAGUAUACGUUGAAUUUGAAUGCCUAAGUACAUGUCCAAAGUAAUCGAUUAGAUUAAAAGCAUGCAACUUGGAAUGAAAUGUCAAUUUAUAAAUUUUAAGUAUUUUAAUACAUUACUGGGUGCUUAGUUUUACAAGGUCCCGACACGGCUAAUAUUAACUAUAAAAAGGUUUAAAUAU